GCUUCACAGCGAGUUGUGGACAGAACAUGAUCACACGGUGUCUGACACAAGCUCUGAAAUCAGUCACUACAUGGACGAUCAGUACUGGCCUGCUGGAUUACACGACGACUGCAAAUGAUUGGAGAAGGAUUUUUUAAACAGACGAGGGUUCGGUAUAAAGGUGCUCGAGCAAAUGAGGAAACGGGAGAGCGAAGAGGAAGUUGCUGUUGCUACAUUGGACCCUUUGCAGGGAGUACAAGCUGUACAAUGGUAGAUCCUUCCAAGUAUGUUGCCAUGGACUGUGAGAUGGUGGGACUUGGCUGCAAUGGCCGUGACAGUGGUCUGGCGCGCUGUAGCAUCGUUGAUUAUGAUGGGAAGGUGAUCUAUGACAAAUUUAUCAAACCAGAUGGGACAAUUACAGAUUACAGGACACCCGUGAGUGGGAUUCGCCCAUCGGAUAUGGAUACAGCUGUGCCUUAUCAGAUCGCCAGGGAAGAGAUUCUGGAGAUCUUGAAAGGAAAGAUUAUCGUGGGCCACGAUCCCAGGUCUGACUUCUGUGUACUGAAUACGGACGUUUCGAACUACGCCAUACGGGACACCUCAUCGUGCAAGUUACUGAUCACAAAAGCAAAACUGAAAACCGACAGACGUGCCUCAUUAAAGGCUCUCUGCCAGAAACUGCUGGGGAAAAGAAUACAGGACAGCUACAAAGGACACUCGUCUGUGGAGGAUGCAAGUGCAGCGAUGGAGCUCUUCAGACUUGUAGAUAACACGUGGGAGCUUCAACUCACCAAUGGUCUCAGGGUGGAGAUAGUAAACCGAUUUGAAGGACGUAACAGAUAUUAAUGAAUAAAACAACAACAGAUUAAGGAUUCUGAUUUUCAUAUGCCAAAUAAACAAGUAAUUAUAUCAG
Messenger RNA from Hypanus sabinus (Atlantic stingray), 892 nucleotides. RefSeq names its product interferon-stimulated gene 20 kDa protein-like. Gene Ontology annotation, biological process: negative regulation of viral genome replication; RNA catabolic process; DNA catabolic process. Gene Ontology annotation, cellular component: nucleus. The transcript is spliced from 4 exons. Lineage: Eukaryota; Metazoa; Chordata; Chondrichthyes; Myliobatiformes; Dasyatidae. Bases 115 to 825 code for a protein of 236 amino acids. Gene Ontology annotation, molecular function: nucleic acid binding; exonuclease activity. The record is from RefSeq and is a predicted model, not a curated record.